Messenger RNA from Stylonychia lemnae, 834 nucleotides. NCBI's taxonomy places the organism in Eukaryota, Ciliophora, Spirotrichea, Sporadotrichida, Oxytrichidae. The record is from the annotation of a GenBank genome assembly.
AUGAUUCCCAAGAGAGGGACACACAGAAGAACGAGAUCUACGAUGCCUGAUGAACUGAAUUUGAUGAUUUCAGGGCUAGGAGGUCAAAAAAAUCAAAAUCAGAUGAAUAAUAUAAAGUCAGAUCGAAUCGAUGAUGGAUUAACUCAUAAUCAGUUCCCAAAUAAUACGCAAUAUGUAUUAACGAAUAAUAAGAUGAUAUUCAGAACAUAUCUAGGACAUGAUUAAGAAGUAAUUACGAACGAAACAUUCCAUAAUUAUAACAAGACUAAAGAUAGUAAAUCUUUCAUAAGUACUUACUCAAGUGAUUUGUUUAAUCACUAAAUUGAACCUAUAAUAUCAGAAGAAGAUGCUCAAUAUGAAAGUGAUGUUCCAAUAACCUAAUUGGUAGAUAUAAACGAUAUAAAUUUGAGCAACUAGAAUCUUUUAAGCAUAAAGCCUCAUAUUCUGAUUGACUAAGUUGACAAUACUAAUCAAAUAAAUCAAAUCAUCAGCAAUCGUCAAAAAUUCGAGGAUGAAUAAAAUUAAUAAACUCUUCAAAGCUCGAUUGAUUUUGAAAUAGAAGAAAAUUUUCAAUAAAAUUCAAAAUAAAUGGAUUUUUACAAAUCAUCAAACUCAAACAACAAUACACAUCAACUUCAAUAAAAUAUAUAAGAAAAGUCAUAACCUAAAUGGCAUCCUAAAGAAAACAAUAGUUAUAUGAUUGCUAUUUAGCAAGCUAAAAUCUAUGAGUAAGAUAUGAAUAAGAAAUUCGGAGCAGCCUAAUUAGUCUAGAAAGGGAUCAAUGGUGAUAGGAAUCCGCACGAAAGAGGAAAUAGAUAAUAACUUAAAUAGUGA